ACGUCACAUAAAUAACCCCAAAGACUUGUUCUUCAGCUCAUUUAACUGCAGCCGCUCAUAAGUCUUGUUCCCGAAGCCUUUACUGCUGCCACUACAUGAUUCACCGUCGCCAUUAUGAGUCGAGCAAAGCCAGCAAUUUGCAUUUUCCUGUUAUUCGCCCUUUUCGCUGGUAUCUUCAGCGCAUAUGAAUAUGACGAAGACUUCCGUCCCUGUGACGAAGACAAAUGCUUCGUUGAAAUCCAUUCACAUGUCCCACAAUGCUGGGUGCAAGGCGAGAACCAGAAUAUUCACUACAUGAAUCCCAUGGACGGCGGCUUUCACAGUAUCCCGAACGGGUGUUGGAGAUCCAACCUAUUCGGCGGCGACGGAUACCUUGUCGCGUAUCCCUCAACAGGCGGCGUCGUGUUCCUCAGGAACCCGUUGGCCGUGGACCUUCAAUACCUCGGACUACCGAACACGCACGAUACCUCGCGGUCGCCGGAUGAAGACGAUGGGCUCGCCACUCGCAUGGUCCAGCUUGGCGCGCAGUGGUGGCCGAAUUGGGAUCUAUACUUUCGGCACUCGCGCAGAGUCGAUGACGGAAUUUUUUAUGACUAUCAUUUUCCUUCGGAAGUACACGUCGCCUUCCCGACGACAGGCGGUGCGUGGGUAGCAAAUUUCACGCGAGAUGCACUACGGCAUAAAUAUGAAGACAAAGUCUGUCAGUCUUGGCUUCCACAUGCACCAGAUUUGUGGCGUGUCAAGAUGCGAUACGCUUUGACUAUGAACGACAAGGCCGAAAUGAUGAAGGAUAUGGGCGUUACGUUUUACGGCUCUAUCGAUGAGGUUCCUGGCCUCGGAAAGACUGUAGAUGAGGCUAUUACCUUGUUUGAGCCGUUUCGGGAGCGAUUGAAGAACAUGGAGGAUGGUGGCUAUAGAGGGCGAUUUUGUACGAAUUACAAAGAUGAGGAUCACGAGAAUAAGGACGCGGCAAAUGAGAAGCUUGAAAAGCCAAGAUGGGGAAUAGGGUGGCUCUUUAAUGAAUUGCGUUAAUACCAAACCUCAGACUCUGGACUGUGGACGCAAUAUGCCCUUCCGCGGUAAAGCCCAAAUUGGCGGCUAUCAAGAUUCUGCCUGUAAGACGAACCCAAUACCAGUGAGCAGGUCGUUUAUGAAGCUUCCGUCCGGAGGCUCGCAACCGAACGCCCAGAAUACGUGCGGCAACCCUUCAUAGUGGUCAAGUUUCGUCGAAACGCUACUGAAUGUCAGCUAGACGGCCUCCAAAUAACGGCUCGAGGCAGUGAUGUGUUAAUCGUACCCGAGGUCACGCAGCACUUUAUCGAAAAUUAAUCCAUCAUCUCUUAGGGGGUCAACCCCGCACACAGAGAUAUACGUCGGAGGAAAUUUGCGUAGAUGUGGGCUAUGGAGAACAAAUACGUCGGGGUCGUCGGGGUUAGCCUCCGCGGCAUCUAUGAUGAUCUGUUAGCAAGGCGUUGAGAAAACAAACACGCGCGAAACGUACCGAGAAAAGCAUUCAUAGCUUCGGCAGUAUUGGCCGGAGCGUCCUCAUUUGCGCGGAAAGACUGGUACAUAUCGGCGUAGGCAGGAGGGACGCGCGACGGGUGUACGACGAAUGGAACGACUGACACUAUACCCUUAAUUUCUGGCCCCC
Messenger RNA from Purpureocillium takamizusanense, 1651 nucleotides. RefSeq lists its product as uncharacterized. Bases 115 to 1032 code for a protein of 305 amino acids. The record is from RefSeq and is a predicted model, not a curated record. The transcript has 2 exons. Lineage: Eukaryota; Fungi; Ascomycota; Sordariomycetes; Hypocreales; Ophiocordycipitaceae.